This is a messenger RNA of Penicillium odoratum, 555 nucleotides long. Its product is annotated as putative AP-3 adaptor complex subunit sigma. Bases 1 to 555 code for a protein of 184 amino acids. NCBI's taxonomy places the organism in Eukaryota, Fungi, Ascomycota, Eurotiomycetes, Eurotiales, Aspergillaceae. The record is from RefSeq and is a predicted model, not a curated record. The transcript is spliced from 2 exons. Gene Ontology annotation, biological process: vesicle-mediated transport; protein transport. Gene Ontology annotation, cellular component: intracellular membrane-bounded organelle.
AUGAUCAACGCAGUGCUUGUCUUCAAUAACAAUGGCCAGCCACGGCUGACCAAAUUCUACACCCAGCUGGACACUCAAACACAGCAAUCUCUCAUCGCGCAAAUCUACAAGCUUGUUGCGCAGCGACCAGCAAGCGCAUGCAACUUCCUCCCCCUGCCUCCGCUCCUCUCCCAGGGUGCUAGCUCCGGGGCCACCGGACCCUCUGAUGCGCCCACGCAGAUCACAUACCGCACCUAUGCUACCUUAUCAUUCAUUAUGAUAUCUACAUCCAUGGAAUCACCGCUCGCCCUCAUCGACUUGAUCCAGGUCUUUGUGGAGUCAUUGGAUCGCAUGUUUGAGAAUGUCUGCGAACUCGAUCUAAUCUUCGGUUACGAGACCAUGCAUGCUGUCCUGAGUGAGAUGAUUGUUGGAGGUGUCGUGGUCGAGACAAGUACCGAGAGGAUCGUUACAGCUGUGCGCAAUCAAGAAGGUAACGCAGGAAAGAGGAAGGCUGUUCAAGCGGCGAGUACUAGUCUCGGGCGCGGUGCGCUUCCGAGUCUAGGGGGUUGGCGGUGA